AAUUCUGAGUGUGGUGUGGCAACACUUUACGAAAUAUAGUUAAAUUCUUUUAGCUAUCAAUAAAAAAUCUAUAUUGAAAACAAAACAAUGAGCAUGAGCUCAACAAGAUUUGCCCGAUCGGGGCGCGUUCGCAUCUGUAUACUGAUGACCAUGUUUAUAGUGCUGCUAAUGAUGAUUGUCAUUUAUCAUUUAUCGCAACAACAAUUGGAUGAGAGUCGCGCCUUUCAGGAGGGGCUCAGUGUAAAGAUGCAAUCUCUAACUGCGGAAAAGUUGACAGCUGAAAAGAGGGCUAAUCUUUUACGUUCUGAGAAGAUGGGUCUCCAGGAAAAGUAUGAUAACCAACUGUCCGAAGCCAUGCAGAAGCAACAGGAAACACAGGAGAAAUACGAAGGGCAAGUGGAAAAGUUCAAGCUAUUGACCAUCAAGCACGAUGAACUGGAGGCAGAGUUUGUGAAGAGCAAGAAACAGCAUAUAGAAGAUACAAAUGCCUUUGAACAAAAGCUGCAAACCCUGUUGUCGGAACUUCAUAAAGAUAAGACGGCUAAAGAGCAGGUGGUAGCCCAAUGGAAGGAAAAACACGAUAAACUUCGUUUGGAGUCCGAGCAUAAGCUUCAUGCCUUGGAAGUGUCUCUCAAAGAAUACAAGGCCAAUUGUCAUUUCAUACCUAAAGUCCAGCCCGCCGAAGCACCACAUCAACAGCAAUUAAACAAACCUGGCGAACAUUUGGCCACCACUACGCGUACGCAUGCCAAUCCCGGUCAACUGCCGCAUAGUAUAGAGAAACCACAGAAUGAGAAAUCCAAAACAUUUAAUGAGCAAGUACAAGUGAGUGACGGCCUCUACAAGUUUCUUAGCGUCGACGGCGGCCUCGGGGUAAAACUGCUAGCAACUAACCCAACAAUAAGAACAGCAACAAUAACUACUACUACUACUAACCUUCCAAAGGAGCAGCUGAUGCCCCUCAUGCGCCAGAAUAAUAGUCUGAUAUUAAAUUCUGUUGAAAAUUUUCAGAUUAUCCCCAAACCGCAACAACCUCAGCCUCAACAAGAAGAGCCCCAACUAGCCUCCGCUGGCAAUAUCUCGCCCUUGGGUCCACCACACAAAAUUAGCACCAGCGCAAGCUCAGUUGGUGCUGCUAAGCAACAGGAUGCGGGUCCAAAUGCUUCAGUUGCUCCUAAGCCCAGCAUAAGUAGUAGCGGCUUGCCUCCUUUGGCUCUGCCACCAGCUAAGCCAGCAGAGCGCAAACUACCUGAAAAUGUGGCCCCCAUUCCCGACAAUUUCGAAAACAAGGGCGAGGAUACAGCCGCGGAAGAGCUGCCCAAAAAUGAAGCCAACAAUCGUUAUGCUAAUGUGGUAAACGAUCUGGAAACCAAGCCAAAACCAAAUGAGGAUUCAGGUGCCCAUGAGGUGAAAGAUGCUCUAAAUGAGCCAAACUUUAAUUUGCCAGCUGCAGUAGGAGGGGCUGAGCAGCAUUUUUUUGAUGGUGACUUACCAGCUCCGCGACCAGGCGGUCAGGGUGAAGCUGGCCCCGAAGAGGGACCUAAGCCAAAUGGUGAGCAGGCGUUGGCAGGUGGUCCAGGUGCCGGUGGCGGCGGUGUAGGUGAAGAUGAUGACGAUAUGAAUGAUGUGGCUGUGAAGCAGCCUCAACAUUUACUCGAUGAAAAUCUAAAUAAUGAAAUUGCCGCCGAUCAGGGUAAAGAAUUUCCAGAAGGCCUACAUAUCGACGAUGGCAUGGAAGAGGAUCAAGAUGAGGAUGACUAUUCCAAUGCGGCGCUUCGCAAACAAGGCGCCGAAGCCAUUAGACAUUAGGUAUGCUCUCUAAAAUCCUUUUAGCAUUAAUGCAACAAGAAGAUAUAAGUUAUAAAUCGUCCACCACCAUCCUCUCAUAUACGAACAAACUGUGUCUCAAUCGAUGGCAUUAAUUUAGCUAAUUAGUUACUAAGUACAAGUUAUCGAAAAUCAUUCAAUUCGCAAAAAAAAAACAUUUUCUAUUACAUGUACUUGAAACUUUAAGUUUUUCUUCUCUUUUUUUUGUAAGAAACAAAGAUGAUUACAGAUUUUUUAAUUGAAGAAUUGUAACUUAGGAAGUCUGAAAGUUUAUUUAUAAAUUAUUAUUAUUAUAUAUAUUAGAAUAAUGAAAAACAAUACCAGUUCUGCUAAACUUCUUUUCAAAGAAAACGUUUGUUAUACAUUUCCUACAUUGAAAUUUAUAUUGGGUUUGCAUAUUCCAUUGAAAAAUGUCACAUAUAAUAUUUUUCCGACAAAGGAAACCCUAAUUUUUCUAUAUCUACAAAAAAAAGUUCUCAUUAUGUCUCCUGUUGCGAUUGAAUUUUCUACACCCAUUUAUUUAUUUGCAUCUGCAAACAUUAAACCGACUAUAGUAUAGGUAUAUAGAAGGUUUAAUGUAUAUAUCUUUUAAACUGAAAAACAUUUGAUUAAUAAUCUUAUUUAAACAUAUUCAGCAAAAAACUAGUUCAAAUGAUCAGAAACUAAUUUGACUUUAAUUAUUAAUGCGAGAAUUCUUGAGCAGCGGAUCUCUGUUUAGAAUUCGGAAUAUAUAGUUAAUCUCUUGCAUAAAAAAUGUCGACUUUCUUUUCUGUGAUAAAACAAAAAGCAAAAUGAAUAAUUAUUUUUGCAUUUUUAAUCUUUUGAAUUGAAGGGUUAAUAUAUAAAAAUUAUGUUGUAUACUCAUUUCACGAUAGAAUUGUUUAAGAAACACACAGAAAUUAAUUUUUUUAUUCAAUAAACCAUAAUUAAAUUA
Molecule: messenger RNA, 2761 nt
Organism: Drosophila willistoni
Lineage: Eukaryota; Metazoa; Arthropoda; Insecta; Diptera; Drosophilidae
Product: translation initiation factor IF-2
Exons: 4
Coding region: 88-1809 (573 amino acids)
Source: RefSeq, a predicted model, not a curated record